CUUUCAUUUUGUGCAAAACAAACUUCAUAAAUCCCAAAAAUGGUCAAAUCGAUGUUAGUUGCACUCUUUCUGCCGGCGCUGGUUUAUGGAGUCGCUGUAAGACCAUGUCCUAACGGAGCUCCUGUGCCGCAGGAAGUGCGAGUAGUCGGAUGCACCGUGGAACCCUGCAUCGUACAGAUCGGUGGCGUGGUCGAUAUGGACCUAGAUUUCAUUGCACCUCGGGCUUCUAAUACCAUGCGUGCCACACUGGACAUUUUUCUCGGUGAUUUCCGCGUACCAUAUGACCUUCCGGUGGCGCAGCAAAACGCGUGCAACUUCCUAGAAGCCGGUAGCUGCCCGGUGGCGCAGGGCGAGUUCAUCAACUACCAUCUUAGCACGCCAGCUGUGGCCCCGUUCGCCGGCAUCACGGUCGAUCUGCAGCUUCAGCUGAGUGACGAUAAUGGCCAGCCGUUGAUUUGCUACCGGUCGUCGGCAACCAUCAUUGCCGCUUGA
Molecule: messenger RNA, 492 nt
Organism: Anopheles coustani
Lineage: Eukaryota; Metazoa; Arthropoda; Insecta; Diptera; Culicidae
Product: NPC intracellular cholesterol transporter 2-like
Exons: 2
Coding region: 40-492 (150 amino acids)
Biological process (GO): intracellular cholesterol transport
Source: RefSeq, a predicted model, not a curated record